Cutaneotrichosporon cavernicola is the source of this 1158-nucleotide messenger RNA. RefSeq lists its product as uncharacterized. NCBI's taxonomy places the organism in Eukaryota, Fungi, Basidiomycota, Tremellomycetes, Trichosporonales, Trichosporonaceae. The transcript is spliced from 5 exons. The record is from RefSeq and is a predicted model, not a curated record. The coding region runs from base 1 to 1158 and encodes 385 amino acids.
AUGUCGACGUACAGCGAGCGCUACGACGACGCGCUUUCCAAAGCCCCUUGGGUGGCCAAGACUUCCAACGGCCGCACCCUUCUCUUCAAAAACGCUCCUUACCCCGAACGCAAAGGGUAUCUGUUCGCGGCAACAGAUCUCGAGACCGUCUAUUUCGAGGCGCUGCUCGGCGCGUCGGUAGCAACGCGUCUCGCCCAGGUCUCGGAGAGGGAAGGAAAAGAGACUGAUGCUGGAAUGGAGCAAGCUGAGGCCGCGUUGAGGUCGCUGGCCGACGCGUUUGAAGGGGGUUGGGGGAACGCAAGCGUGGAAGCCGAAACGGACGAUUAUUUCGACGCCGUCUACUUCCUCCGCUCUGGAGAUUUCGCGUGGCAGUUCAAUAUGACCGAGAUGCGGGGGAGGCAGCCGCUCACUUUCAUCGCCAAGCACCUUCUCUCGCCCUUCAGCGUGCUCAUGGCCCAGGACCGCGGUGUAGAGCCAGCCGACCCCGAGCGCCCAGUGGACGCUGUCGCGGCUGUGCUCUCCGACAGCGGAGUUGCCCGUGCGUUACGACGCGUGACAGGUGCGCCGCCGCCGGCCUCGGGCAAGGCUACAGCCGCCGUCCCAGCAUCACAUAGACUCACACCGGUGCCGAAGAGGGAGCGCACCAUCCCGCCAGCUACGCCGUCCGCGGCGACGCCGGCAAUCACCCCGUCGCCUGAGCGGACGCCUUUAGCCCGCCCACCUACCCCGCCCAGAGCAUCUGCCUCCCAGGCUUUACCACCCAUGAUUCCGCCCUCCUCCCCGACUCCGGCAGCCAAACGCACACGUGCUUACGACUAUGCCGCAGGUAUCCUUCCCUCUUCCGGACCUGUCUCGCGUGGGGCUAGCACCGAACCGGGACGGUCGCGCAGCACGUCCCCGCUGAAGCGCGUCCUAGUUGCUGAGAGCACCGGCCUGCCUCCCAGUGUGCCGCCCAUCCCGCCGUCUGACCCGCCGUCAUCGGCCUCCGACCUGCCCUCGAGCACGCAGGAUCCGCUGAUCCCGACCCAGAAGAAGAAGAAGAGGAAGGACAAGAAGGCCGAGGAGGCAGAAGAGGAGGCUGAAGCGGAUAAGCGACGUGCCGAAAUGAAGCGGCGGAUGGCCGCAGGUGGAGGUGGGCGGCUGGGACGCCGGCGGUAG